UUGAUUGACGCGUUCACUGGCGCAUUGAAAACAACAUUCGAAGGGCACAGAAAUGACCAGCAAGAGGCUUUGGAAGCCUCAUUUUCUCCAGAUUCGCAAUUCGUAUUUUGUGGGUCUUCUGAUCGUUGUAUCCACGCGUGGUGUACUGAAACUGGUAAAAGAGUAGCUACAUUUGAAACUGAACAUGAUGCUCACCUUCGAAUAGUUUCUUGGAAUCCGAAGCACUUCAUGGUGGCGUCGGCUUGCACUAAAUUGUGCUUCUGGAUUCCUGGUGAUGACGUGGUUGAAAAUUGA
Messenger RNA from Strongylus vulgaris, 294 nucleotides. NCBI's taxonomy places the organism in Eukaryota, Metazoa, Nematoda, Chromadorea, Rhabditida, Strongylidae. The record is from the annotation of a GenBank genome assembly.